AUGUCCUGUGAUAAUAGACAUGCUCGUUACUUGUUGGGAGUGCUGGAGACAUAUAAUCUUCACUUGGCGAGUGUGUUGCCAACUCAUCAUGUGAUGUAUGCCGACGGAUCCUCUCAUGAAUCGUGUUUGGACUUAGUUAUUGCAAGUGACCCUAAUCUUAUACUCGACUAUCAUAUUUCUGAGGCUCCUUUUGCUGCUGGUCACCAUUUCAUCAAGUUAAAUUAUCAAAUCACUAUGCCACGUAUGGCCCCAGUCUGUCGUCUCGUGGUAAUCCGUCACCUCGACAAGGAGUCGAUUCCGAGAGUCGCAAAGCUGCAACAUUUGCUGAACGCGGUCCAGGGACCGGCUGCACUACGUCUGCGAGGUCUCGAGAUCGUCGAGUCGAACUUCGACGUUGCUUGGGACAUGCUACUGCGGCGCUACGAUAAUCAGAACAUACGGCUGUUCAACGCACUAGAGCACCUCAUCGAAUUGCCGCGAGUGAAGGUACGCUGCGCAGAAGAUCUCACGGAUCUGAUUGAUCGCUCCGAGGAGGCCGUGCGCUCCCUGACGGAGCUGCAAUGCCCGGUGAAAUUUUACGACAAUUGGAUUGUCCACUGCGUCGUGAGGAAGCUAGACGCAAACUCGCGUGAAUCUUGGGAGAUUUCGCGCGAGGAGACCCCGGAAUUUCCGAAAUACCAGGACCUCGUACGUUUUUUGGAGCGACGUAUACAGACGCUCGAGCAGUCGAGAAAUACGUCCGACCCUUUUGAUUCUGCUUCUCAAUCGCAAAAAAACCGAGGUAGCAACCAUCGUCGCAUCCUCGCGAACAACACGCAAGUAGAAGAUGCAAGAGAUGGUCGACCGAGGCCUCGCUGUGAUCUCUGCCAGGGCAGUCAUUGGCUGCAUCGCUGCUUCAAAUUCAUCGCAAUGUCCCCGCAACAGCGUGGAGAGGUCUGCAGAAGCAAGCGCUUAUGCAUGAACUGCUUGCAUAAGUCGCACUCCAUUGACAGAUGUCCAUCGGCAUCGAGGUGCUUGAUCUGCCAGGGAAAGCACCACACGAAGCUGCACAUCGAAAACAACAAGGUCAGUCGCUCAAGGAAUAAUGCCGAGGAAACCAGUUCGAGCGAGGGUGCUGCGUCUGGCAAUGGAGGAGACGAGGACGGGAUCAAUACAUUUGCCACACUCACAAGAGCAGAUGUGCUUUUAGCCACAGCAAUGGUGCUGGUCGUGGACGCGAACGGCCGGCCCAUGCCAAUUCGAGCUUUAAUCGAUCCAUGUUCAGAGGGAAGUUUCCUUUCGCAGAGAGUCGCUAGUCAGCUGCACUUGCCGAUCGGUCGGGUCUCGUUGGAUGUCGUCGGGAUGGGCGCCACGGUGUCGUCGAGAGCGCGUUCGGAGGUGAAGUGCGAGAUCAGGUCGAGUCGAUCGCCUGACUUCGCUCGAAAAUGUUCGAUGAUCAUUCUGCAGGAGCUGACGCGAUUAUUGCCGCAGAAGACGUUGAAAGACGAAGAUUGGCCUCAUGUGAAAGGACUCGUGCUUGCCGACCCACACUUUAAUGUGCCGGCGAGAAUCGAUUGUGUGCUUGGAGCGGACGCAUAUCAGUCGUUUAUUCUUGAUGGAUUGAGAAAGGGCCCGGAUAAUGCGCCUGUAGCACAAAAAACCGUUUUUGGUUGGAUACUCACCGGUGCGGCUUUUCAGAAUUCAAAUCUCGAAAGAUCGACGAUUCGAGCGUUCCACAUCACGACUGAGCCGUCCGUGUCGUCUAUGGUAUCCAAGCUUUGGGAGCUUGAUAGUGUGCCGAGCAAGUCGCAUCUUUCCGAGGAGGAAAAGCGCUGUGAGGACCUUUUCAAGAGCACGCACUGUCGCAAUAAGGAUGGGAGAUUCGUCGUGCGCCUGCCUUUUACACGCAAGCUCGACUUGUCGAAUUCGAGAUACGCAGCGCAAUCUUGCCUUGUGCGCUCGGAGGCUCGCUUUCGUAAGGACCCGAAGCUCUACGAUGCCUACAGCAAGUUUAUGCAGGAAUACGUUCAACUCGACCACAUGGAACUGAUACCUAAAGGGCAGAUCAGUCGCCCGGGAGCUUAUUUGCCGCAUCACGGAGUUUUUCGUCCGGACAACCCAAAUAAAAUUCGGGUUGUUUUCAACGCGUCACAUAAGUCGAGCGGCGGACUCUCUCUCAACGAUCUUUUGCUGCCAGGGCCAAAACUACAAUCGGAUAUCACCGUCGUGCUGUCAAAUUGGCGUUGCUUCAGAUUUGCCGGCACUACAGAUGUGGAGAAAAUGUUUCGCCAGAUUCGCGUGCAUCCGGAUGACGUCGAUUGGCAGCGGGUGCUGUGGCGCAAGGACUCGACGAGCCCGAUGGAGGACUUCCGCUGCACAACGGUCACGUAUGGUACUGCUGCCGCACCCUUCCUGGCACUCCGCGUCAUGAAGCAGCUUGCGGAGGACGGAAGUGACAGGUACCCUGAAGCAUCUCACGCGCUCCGACAUCAGCUCUACGUCGACGAUAUUUUCUUUGGAGCUGACACCGUUGGAGAAACUGUGCGCCGAAGAAAUCAACUCAUUGAGCUUUUGGCCACUGCCGGAAUGAAGCUCGCCAAAUGGUCAGCUAAUCAUCGUAGUCUCGUCGAGGGUCUCGUGACGUCGUCUCAGGAGUCGGUGGCGCUGAAGAUGGACGAGGCGGUGUCGACGCUGGGACUCAGGUGGCUGCCCGGCCCGGACAACUUCACUUUCCAAUUUAGGCCCCAACCUGGAUCAAGCACAGUCACGAGGCGCUCAAUACUGUCAGACAUUUCGCGGACCUUUGACCCGAUGGGAUGGCUCGCGCCGACGCUUGUGGUGGCUAAGAUUCUGCUCCAGGACGUCUGCUUGGACGGCUCAGACUGGGACUCGCCGGUGUCCGCGACGCUGGGGCAGCGAUGGAGUGCAUUUUGCUCGACUCUGCCAGAUGUAAGUAGAGUUCGAGUAAGUAGAUGGCUUGGAACGUCGGAAUCAAGACCCUGGCAUCUGCACGCCUUUGCCGACGCCUCGAAGCGCGCUUACGCAGCGGCGCUGUAUGCGGUGACUCCUGGUGGAUCGUCUUCGCUGCUGGUCGCCAAGACAAAGCUGGCCCCGACCAAGGUGCAAACAAUACCAAGGCUUGAGUUGUGCGCGGCAACCUUGCUAGCUCGCCUGGUCAGAAACUUGCUCGACAACUUGCGAUUCCCACCGGCGCAGGUUCAUUGCUGGACGGACUCGAGUGUGGUACUUGAAUGGAUUCGCGGUCACUCUUCAAAGUGGCCGACUUUUGUGGCCAAUCGCGUAAGCGAAAUCCAAACAAGUUUACCAGAUGUGUGUUGGUGUCAUGUGCGAACCGCUGAUAACCCCGCUGAUUGCGCGACGAGAGGACUCGCCCCGAAGGACUUGGCCGCGUUCUCGCUGUGGUGGACCGGACCUGCUUGGCUCGUGAAGGAGGAAAAUCAGUGGCCGAAGAUGGACGUCGCUGAAUCAAUUGUACAAGCCAUGGUCACGACGGAGGCCAGGCCUGAUUCUCGACCAGCGGUGGAAGGAGAGUGUAUGUCACAGUUCGACAUAUGCCCGAAUUUUCGUAUGGUGCUAAAGGUUCUAGCAUUGAUCUAUCGUUGGCACUCACGCGCAUCACAUCGUGUCCGAGGUACCCCUGUAAUCUCCGAUGCAGAUGCUUUGAGGAAGGCAAGAAUCGGCUGUUUCAGGUUAAUACAGCGUUUUCACUUUGCCGACGAAGUCAAGGCGCUUAGAGAAAAGAGGAACUUGAGCAAGCGCAGUCAUUUGAGCCGACUCUGUCCCUUCUACGAUCGAGACGGACUUCUGCGUGUCGGAGGUAGGCUGCAGAACGCUCACGUUCCAUUUGACGAGAAGCAUCCGAUAAUUCUGCCUGGAGGAUGUGCUAUGGUCAGGAGGCUGGUGCAGCAGGCUCACCUGGAGACGCUGCAUGGCGGAGCCCAGCUUAUGAGCUCUCACCUGGCGAGGAAAUUUUGGAUUACCCGUGGUGCACGCGUCAUUCAGUCUGUGUGUCACGGUUGUGUCAGGUGUACGCGUUUUCGAGCUGUAAACUUGGACCAACAAAUGGCACCAUUGCCUUCUGCUCGAGUGACCCCAGGACGACCUUUUGCAACGACUGGACUGGACUACGCUGGGCCGAUAUCAAUCUUGUUUUCGAGAGGUAGAGGAGCGAAGACAACAAAAGGAUACGUAGCCAUCUUCGUGUGUUUGGUCACUCGCGCAGUGCAUAUUGAAGUCGUGUCCGAUCUUACUACACGAGCUUUUUUGGCAGCUUAUUCGAGGUUUUGCGCGAGAAGAGGAAGACCGUCGAUCGUCUACUCGGACAAUGCGACGACAUUCAAAGGUGCAGCCGUGGAGCUCAAGAGGCUUUUUGAAAAAAGCUCAUCGUUCAGUCGUCGCAUCCAAGCUCAAUUAAGCGAACAAGGCACGAAAUGGUCGUUUAUCCCGCCGCGCGCUCCGCAUUUUGGAGGGCUAUGGGAGGCCGCGGUUCGCAGCUUUAAGCACCACUUCCGCCGAGUGAUUGGAGAAACAAAGCUGACGUUUGAGGAACUCGCAACACUGGCGGCACGAAUCGAGGCGUGCUUGAACUCGCGUCCGCUGCGGCCACUCAGCAGCCAGCCCGAAGACUAUGCCGCUCUUACCCCGGGUCAUUUCCUGGUUGGAUCGGCGCUUCUGGAUUACCCCGAGCCGUUCGACGAAGGUGAAAUUUUAAGCCUCACCGAUCGCUGGAGGCUUUUGCGCGGUCUGCGAGACUCGUUUUGGCGUCGCUGGCGAAAAGAGGUCCUUUCGCAGAUGCAGCAGCGCAAUAAGUGGACCGACGUUCGAAGGAGCCUCAAGCCAGGUGAUAUGGUCAUUAUGCGAGAUGAGUUGUGUCCGCCUUCAACCUGGCCCUUGGCACGCGUCGAGAAGGUUCACUUGGGAGCUGACGGACUGGUGCGAGUCGCUACGAUUAGGACGUCGGACUCACGAUUCACGCGUCCCGUAGUCAAGCUCAUCAAGCUGCCAACCGAUCUGGACCUCAAGAGUGAUUCUCAGCCUGAAGUCGAGACAAGCUAG
Molecule: messenger RNA, 5055 nt
Organism: Trichogramma pretiosum
Lineage: Eukaryota; Metazoa; Arthropoda; Insecta; Hymenoptera; Trichogrammatidae
Exons: 2
Coding region: 1-5055 (1684 amino acids)
Biological process (GO): DNA integration
Molecular function (GO): nucleic acid binding
Source: RefSeq, a predicted model, not a curated record